Messenger RNA from Macroventuria anomochaeta, 1204 nucleotides. Its product is annotated as alpha/beta-hydrolase. NCBI's taxonomy places the organism in Eukaryota, Fungi, Ascomycota, Dothideomycetes, Pleosporales, Didymellaceae. Gene Ontology annotation, molecular function: hydrolase activity. The transcript is spliced from 2 exons. The record is from RefSeq and is a predicted model, not a curated record. The coding region runs from base 105 to 1073 and encodes 322 amino acids.
UGCGGCUCUCAUCCUCGGUUAUCGCUCCGCGGCGUGGCAUCAGGUCCCUUCGACUUUCAGGUACCACACUUACAACAUCAAACAGAUCUGGAAAAUCUCGAGCCAUGACCGAGUACCGCCAGUAUGCUGUUCCGCACCCAGAAUGGAUCGAUUUUCCCAACAACCUUCCUCCAGGCACGCGACAUGGCGUUCAAAUGAAUCGGGAGCGGAAAGACAUAUCGCCAGAUCCAGCACUCGAUAUUUUCGAGUUCACAAUCAAGGCUCGCGAUUUUUACAACAUCCGCCUCCGCGCCUAUCGUCGCAAGGGCAGAUCUGACUUGCCGCUAUUCCUCUAUAUGCAUGGUGGCGGUUUUAUGACAGGCUCGCUAGAAACGGAUGAUCGUUCUUGUAGGGUCUUGGCAACAGAGGUCGAUGUGUGCAUUCUGAGCAUCGAGUACCAACUCGCACCAGAGCAUCAGUUCCCAGUGGGGUUCGAGAAUUGCUGGGAUGUCCUGAAAUGGUGCGCUAGCACAGCGGCGAAAGAGAAGAUGAGCAUCGACCUGAGCAGGGGGUUUAUUGUUGGUGGGACAUCAGCAGGCGCAAACUUUACAGCUGGUCUUGCUCAUCGAUAUCGCGAUGAGGGACUGGCACCAAGGAUCACAGGCCUGAUAUUUUGGGCUGGAAGUUGGUGCCAUCCGGACGUUCGACCUGCGCACCUAAAACCACGGAUUCUUUCUGUCGACGAGAUAGACGAUGCUCCCGGCUUAACAAAGACGUCGAUUGAGUACUUCUGGAAGAAGUAUGGCGCUCCAAAGGACGAUCUGAGAUACUCACCGCUCCUCCACGAAGAAUGGAAGGGCGUCGCAAAGAAGGCAUACUUUGCCAUCUGUGGCUGGGAUCCGCGCCGCGAUGAGGCGAUUGUGUUCGCAGACAUACUAAGGGACAAUGGACUCGAGGUAGAAGAUCGAAUUUAUGCAGGUUUGCCUCACGGCUUUUGGACGACAUGUCCGGAGCUUCCUGUCAGCAAAGCGUGGGAAGAUGAUGCAGUGGAGAAGAUCAAGUGGGCACUUCUUCAGAGCUCAAAAGUCUCAUAAUCGAUGCUUGUGAUUGCCUCCAAGGUCGACAUGAAAUUGGUUUGGCGUAACGAUUUUGCCCAGUCUGUAGGGGAUAGGAUUUCAAGCCUAAUGCGAGUCUCUCGAGAACCCACUCGAAGAAUUUCGUUUUG